Molecule: messenger RNA, 1005 nt
Organism: Vitis riparia (riverbank grape)
Lineage: Eukaryota; Viridiplantae; Streptophyta; Magnoliopsida; Vitales; Vitaceae
Product: pterin-4-alpha-carbinolamine dehydratase 2, mitochondrial
Exons: 7
Coding region: 73-603 (176 amino acids)
Biological process (GO): tetrahydrobiopterin biosynthetic process
Cellular component (GO): mitochondrion
Molecular function (GO): 4-alpha-hydroxytetrahydrobiopterin dehydratase activity
Source: RefSeq, a predicted model, not a curated record
GGAUCCUGCCCUAGCCAAGGACACUUCACCAAGCCACACUCGCAAUCAAUCAACCCGCCUGUGUUCAAACACAUGGCUAGGAUAUUACAGUUCCCAUUAACAUCGCUCUUUCGAAGCCUAUCUGGAGCCCAUGGACGCUCCAGUAUUCAAGCAACUAAGAUACUUCACAACUGUGUGGGAGUGUCAUCAAAUAGGAAGUCACUUAAUGGAUUUAGAACUUUUUGCACCAGCGAAGAUUUGUCAAUCAAGAAGUGUGUCCCAUGCAACUCAAAUGACAUACGGCCCAUGACUGAACAAGCAGCAAAUGAACUAAUUCCCAAGGUACCAGGGUGGAAUUUGGUGAAUGAGACUGAUACAUUGAAGCUAAAUAGGUCAUGGAAAGUAAAGAGUUUUACUAAAGGUUUGGAGCUAUUUCAGGCAGUAGCUGAUGUUGCGGAAGCCGAAGGUCACCAUCCGGAUCUUCAUCUCAUUGGCUGGAAUAACGUUAAAAUUGAGAUAUGGACUCAUGCAGUUGGUGGACUGACGGAAAAUGACUUCAUACUUGCUGCUAAGAUCAAUGGGCUUGACCUGCAGCACCUUCUGAGACGAAAAGCUGCUACUUGAUCAAUACAAUUAUUUCCAGUGCAUAUGAACUUUUCAUUAGGGUACUAGGGUACACCCCAGCAGCGUGGAAUAAUAGAAUUUGUGUUCAACAUCUUGGUGGCACUCUUGCUUGCUUUCCCCUUUCCUCUUUUGACGACAUAUUUUUGUGAUAUGUUAUAUUGUUGGCAUUCACUCUCUUUCAUUCUCCCUCGUCUCCAUCUCUAUGUGUGAGACUAGUUGAAUGGAAUUGUGUGCUGUUCUGAGAAUAAGAUUACUGAAUGGAGUUUCUACCUAUGUUACCAGAUUUUGGGUUUACCAUUUUGUAUUUGACCCUAUAAUCUGUGUCUCCAUGUAGAACGUUGCAACUCAGUUACAUGAUGCAAUAUCUUAUUGUACAAUUUUCCCUUUUUCUCCUGAGAGGCA